AUGGAGGGACACCGCUCUUCUGCUGCUGCUCCCGAAGCAGCAGCAGCAGCAGCAGAAGCAGCAGCAGACAGUGCAGCAGCAACGCAUGCAGCACCAGCAGCUGCUCGCAUAUCGGGGACGAUAGCGGAGUCGGGCUCCAUUCGCAUCAUUAGGCGUUCCGAAAGCAGCAGCAGCAGCGACAGCAGCAACAGCAGCAGCAACAGCAGCAGCAACAGCAGCAGCAGCAGCAGCAACAACCUGAGACCGCCUGGCAGCCCCGAGCCUCUGUCUCUUCCCUUUACUCCACUGAGGCCUCAAAACUCGUUGCAGUCUCUGCUGCAGACGCACGCAGCAAGGAUUCAGCAGCAGCAGCAACAGCAGCAGCAGCAACAGCAGCAGCAGGGAGUCGCAGCAGACAGCACAGGGAAGACUUCUUCUGGGGUCCCCGUUCGAACUGCUGGACGCAUGGGAGUGUCGAAUCAGAACCGCUUCCGCGAAUUGAUGGCGGCAAACAAACCCCGCACAGACACCCUGAGGCCCAUUACACCCGAGGAGCUGCGGAAACACUGCAGCGGCAGCGACUGCUGGGUGUCUCUUGAGGGUGUGGUGUACGAAGUAUCUUCUUAUCUUCGCUUUCAUCCUGGAGGUGCUGCUGUGCUGCUGUCUGUUGGGGGUAGAGAUGCAACUAAGCAGUUCUUUGCUGCACAUCCUUGGGGUCCUUUGGCUUUUUGUUCUGCAAAUGCAUUUGGAGUGCUGGCCGAGGCACCCGUAGCCGCAGGCACAAAAGCAUUAACUCCCCAGCCAAAGGAUUUGCUGCUUUCUCCUUCACACUAA
Molecule: messenger RNA, 813 nt
Organism: Eimeria acervulina
Lineage: Eukaryota; Apicomplexa; Conoidasida; Eucoccidiorida; Eimeriidae
Product: cytochrome b5-like heme/steroid binding domain-containing protein, putative
Exons: 5
Coding region: 1-813 (270 amino acids)
Molecular function (GO): heme binding
Source: RefSeq, a predicted model, not a curated record